Messenger RNA from Aureobasidium uvarum, 1440 nucleotides. NCBI's taxonomy places the organism in Eukaryota, Fungi, Ascomycota, Dothideomycetes, Dothideales, Saccotheciaceae. The record is from the annotation of a GenBank genome assembly.
AUGAACUCUUUGGCGAACUUCUUCUGCUCGAUCGGAGCCAGGAGCNNGGUACGUAAAGCUGCACCUACCCACCUUGCUCUUUCGCAAAAGGAUGAGAUGGACGCAAUUGUCAAGAGCCUGAGUGUCAACACAACCAAGACCAGGAGACUUGAUCGCCGGUCGGACGAAGUAGUCGCAAAUUCAGGCUCGAACACCGUCUUGUUCUUCACUGUUGCUGGUUUGUUGGGUUGGGCACUGACUGGUACCAAAUUCUCGCGCAACACCGGCUGGCAGGUUGGCAUCUCCGAUGCGCAAGCCAUUAUCAUCAUGGUGUUCGAUGCUUUUCUCGUGCGUCAGCAGUUGAAUGCGCACGAUCAGGGUUUGGUCGUUGCUUGUCAUCUCCAGUCCAGGACCCUCAGUCAUAAGAGGAUGCUUCGCACAUUGUCUCGUAUGGAGAAGCCUCAGAAGACCAACCUGACUCAAGCUGAUGUAUCUGAUACCCGUGCUGGACUGCCUACUGAGGAUACCAUUGGUAAGGCCUGCAAUGCAGUCUCUGCGUUCAUGGGUCAUAUUGCAGCCGUUGCUGCAUACGUGGUUUGCAUUGUCAUCUGGCUUGCUUUUGGACACUACUGCCAUUGGUCGGAUGUUUGGUUCUUCUACAUCAGCACUUCUACUUCUGCAUUGAUGGUGUUCAUGCUUGCACUACUUGCUAACGAUCGCGAGCGACAUGAACGAUUUUUAAGUCAAUGCACUACUCAGCUCAUGACUGUCGACACAGAACUUGAAGUUGUGCUCCGCAACAUUACAAAAGACAUGACCGAAAAUGAGACAGUUAUCAUUGAAGCACCCGCAGUCGGUAGACUCCAGCGUGCAAUCAACUUUUACGCGGAUCUAGUUGGCACACUCUUGGGUAUCGCUCUGUUGACACUGAUCCUUGUUGUCUGGGUUGUUCUUGGUCCUAUCCCGAAGUUCUACGCAAACUGGUGGUUGUUGAUCGGCACAUAUGCGGGUCUCAUUGGCAUGAACGACGGUUUCGUGCUCAAGAACUUGUCUAAAGUGUGUGCUCGCUUCGAAGACAAGCAAUACGAACAGCAAAUCCUCGAUGAUGCGGAUUUGGUCGCCACCAUCCGAGCUCCCAGCUUGCAAGCCAGUGAAACGCAAGCGGUGGCCCGAGUUGAUAUCCGCUUCUCAAUCGCGAUGGGCAAGGCUUUGUCGCACGAGUACACUGUGGCGAUCGGUUUGGUGUCGAUUCUAGGACUGCUGCUCGUGGCUAGCUUGAUGCGCUGGAACGAGCUGGGACAGAUCAUCUGCAAUGUUCCGCCCAGCAUCAUCGAGUCGUUCUUCACGCUCAUUCUCAUCACUGGGCACAAUAUUGGAGACAAGCAGAGGCGUACGAGUCUGCAGAGCAUCUAUCAGACCAGACUUGACUUGAUUUCCCGUGUCAAGGACUGGCGGACGUAG